AUGAUCAACCUUAGGCACUUCUGUUAUUUAAAUUUAUUAAAAAUAAGUUAUGGUUUUCAGUCGUCAUCACUGUCUCAACUGCCACCUCCAGCUUAUUCUCUGAGUCGCCGACCUCCAGAAAUUAAUUCAGAAUCAAUGAAUGAGAACGAAUUUAGUGCUUUUGCUGACAAUUUGCCAUCGUACAAUCAACUUAGUCAAAACAUCGACAAUUUACCACCAAAUUAUUACAAUAUUUCUAUUGUGCCAGAAGGAGCAAUAUUGAAUUAUAGUGAUGUUUUGCCAGUUGCUAAGCUGUCCGAAGCCGAGAUCGAGAGAAAUAAAAAUGGAAUUAUAUCGCUUGAUCCGCUAUUAAACAACAAUCCCGAUGAAUUGUGGCGCUAUUUUAUGACAUAUCUUACCGAAAAACCGAAUGUGGUUGUCGUUGUUCACGGAUACCAUACCGAAAGUUACAUUGCAUAUGAACAAUAUCGAGACGCUAACGGUAAUUUUAGUACUCGUCCUGUUCAUCGAUCUAAGCAAGUUGACGAUUUCAAUUUUACUGUUGAUAUUACUCCAUACAUCAAUGCAAAAUGGUCACGAGUUGUUGUUCGAGCGAAUGGCACUGAUAAUGAAGACUCUAUCACUUUGCGUGAUUGUCUCGAGCAAUAUACUCGAAGUACAAAGAAAAUCAAACAACUUACUCUGGAAAAACAAAUUGAUGGCUGGCGCCUCCAGGAUGUGAAAGACAACAUCAAGGUACUACUUCGUCAAACUGGUUAUCGACAUCAUAUAACAGUUACAUUUCCAUUGACAAACUAUAAAAUUGUCGCACGUGGCAGCAACAAAAUAUCAAAAUUUGCUAAUAAUACGUGUGCUCGAUUAACAUGUGCUCUCACUUGUCUGUGGAUCGUAUUUCUACCCGUUUAUUUAUGUAUGAGAUCUCGAGUCUUGCUACUAUCAUUUAAUCAAGUUCGUUCAACAAUUUAUGGAUGUAAUCCAAAUGCAGAAUGUGGAUGCUCGCAGUUCAAUGCAACUUUAACACGAAUCAUUGGUGGAGAAUCGGUUAAACUAUCAACAUGGGGUUUUGCUGUUUCUAUUAGAGUUGGUGGAUCCCAUUUCUGUGGUGGAACAAUUUUGAGCGACAAGUUGAUAAUCACUGCCGCCCACUGCGUCGCCGCCUUUCCAUCAAUUUCACGUGUUAGCAUUGCUGCAGGUAGUAAUUAUUUAACUAUACCAAAUCAAGUGCGUUCCAUUUCAACAGCAACAAUGCAUGAAGAAUAUGAUCCCAGUCAGUUUCUUAAUGAUAUUGCGAUUCUAAAAUUAUCCUCGUCCCUAGAUUUAACUGAUUCAGAAGUGUCGAAAAUUUGUUUACCAAACAUUUCAUCAAGUUAUCUCAGCUUAAAUGAAUAUCCGCCACCAGAUUUAGAUGUAGUAGCGAUUGGGUGGGGAGUGCUAUUUUAUCACAGUGUUAAUAUGUCAAAUACACUUCAACAAGUAGCUUUAAGAACAAUUUCAAAAUCCAACUACUAUUGUAAUGGGACAUUGUAUAAUCCCAAGUAUCAAUUUUGUGCAGGAAAUUUGACCGGAGGCAAAGAUACGUGUCAAGGCGAUAGCGGUGGACCUUUACUAUUGUUCACUAAUAAUCAAUGGCAAUUAGUUGGUAUUACUAGUUAUGGCGUUGGUUGUGGGAAUGUUGAUCGCCCUGGUAUUUACACAAGAGUGGCAUACUAUCUGGAUUGGAUUAAAUUGAAUGGUUGUCAAUCAUCUAUUGAUAUAUCAGCAAAAAAAUAUUUUUACUGUUUGGUAUUAUUUAUUAUGCUCUUUAUACGUCUUCCGAUGACUUCAUAA
Messenger RNA from Didymodactylos carnosus, 1827 nucleotides. The record is from the annotation of a GenBank genome assembly. NCBI's taxonomy places the organism in Eukaryota, Metazoa, Rotifera, Eurotatoria, Philodinida, Philodinidae.